CAACAACAAAAAAAUUGGAACACCUCAAUCCUAGAAUUUAAUCUGUCUUUUUUCCUUUUAAUUUAUUUUUGGCUGCUGGAGUACAGGCUCUAGGACUGGGGCUUCAAUACUUGCCACAGAGGGGCAGAGUCAGAAGUUUUGGCCGACACAGUUGCUCUGUGGCAUGUGGGAUCUUCCCAGACCAGAUCUUUUUCUAAACGGAACAGGUGUUUCCUUCAUUGGCAGACAGAUGGCUUCUUUACCACUGAGCCACCAGGGAAGCCCAGGAGUUAAUCCCUUAAACUUUGGGUUUUGUUUCUCUAUCCUAGACCUCGAGAGUAAGCAGGGAAGAAAGGACGCGGACCCUUUUCCACCCAGGUAACCGUGAGGAUGAGCGGACGAGUUAGUUUUGCUGUUGAUAAACCGGAGAAGGGCACUUCUCCAGGCCUCAAAGCUCGAGGGGCCCGUGGCUGAGCCAGAGGUGCAGGGCCUAGAAGCUCCUGAUGGGAAGAAUCAGAGAUAAAUUAUAAAAGUCGGAACGAGGGAUUGCAUCUCAGCUGGUAGAAACCCCGGCAAGGACCAGCGCAACUUGCUCAGGAGUCUCUCUGUCCCGGGCCGGAAAGUUGAGCGCCCGGAACCUUGACACGCGAGCUUCCCCCCAACCCGGAAGCUUUUGGGCACUGCGCGGCGGCUGGCCCCAGCCGGUUGCCAGGGUGACGCCUGGGAAGAUGGCUGCUACGUCUUCGUCGGAUUCAGACGGCGGCAAAGGCGAGAGCAGUGAGGCCAAUUCUAAAUGGCUGGACUCACUCAGCGAUUCCAUGGCGAACAUCCACACCUUUUCCGCCUGCCUGGCGCUGGCCGAUUUUCACGGGGACGGGGAGUACAAGCUGGCCAUGGGAGACCUUGGCCCAGAUGGGCGGCAGCCCCGCCUGAAGGUGCUUAAAGGACACACAGUGGUGAGCCAGAAGCCGCUGCCCGACCUGCCAGCCGCUGCGGUCAGCUUCCUCAUGGCGUCACACGAGCCCCGGACUCCAGCACUGGCAAUCGCAUCAGGCCCUUGUGUGUAUGUGUAUAAGAAUCUCAAGCCCUACUUCAAGUUCAGCCUGCCCUUGCUGCCUACAAACCCCCUGGAACAAGACCUUUGGAAUCAGGCCAAAGAGGACCAGAUUGACCCCUUGACCCUGAAGGAGAUGCUGGAGGGCAUCAGGGAGAAGGCAGAGGUGCCUUUGUCUGUACAGUCACUCAGGUUUCUGCCGCUGGAGCUGAGUGAAAUGGAGGCGUUUGUGAACCAGCACAAGUCCAAGUCCAUCAGGCGGCAGUCACAAUUAGAAGAAGAACAUAUGCCCACUGUAACUGCAGAAAAGGCCAAUGAAGAAAUUAAACCCUGUCAUUGUCCAGAGAUAACCAGUACAGUCAUCACCACCAUGACCACCUUAAAGAAGAACCUGGCUGACGAGGACGCUGUGUCCUGUCUGGUGCUGGGCACUGAGAACAAGGAGCUCCUGGUGCUAGACCCAGAGGCCUUCACCAUCCUGGCCAAGAUGAGCCUCCCCAGUGUCCCUGUCUUCCUGGAGGCUUCUGGCCAGUUUGAUGUGGAGUUCCGUCUUGCCGCUGCCUGCCGCAACGGGAGCAUCUAUAUACUGAGAAGAGACUCCAAGCGUCCCAAGUACUGCAUCGAGCUGGGCGCCCAGCCUGUGGGGCUUGUCGGUGUACACAAAGUCCUAGUGGUGGGCAGCAACCAAGACAGCCUGCACGGCUUCACCUACAAGGGUAAGAGGCUGUGGACAGUGCAGAUGCCUGCAGCCAUCCUGGCCAUGAACCUCCUGGAGCAGCGCUUCCGGGGCCUGCAGGCCGUCAUGGCUGCGCUAGCCAACGAAGAGGUCCGCAUUUACCAUGACAAGGUCCUGCUCAACGUCAUCCGCACGCCGGAGGCAGUGACCAGCCUUUGCUUUGGCCGCUAUGGGCGGGAGGAUAACACCCUUAUCAUGACUACACUAGGUGGUGGCCUGAUCAUCAAGAUCCUCAAGCGCACAGCGGUGUUUGCCGAGGGGGGUGGUGAGGCUGGCCCCCCACCAAGCCAGGCCAUAAAACUCAACGUGCCCCGGAAGACCCGGCUGUACGUGGACCAGACACUGCGAGAGCGGGAAGCCGGCACCGCCAUGCACCGGACCUUCCAGGCGGACCUCUACCUGCUGCGCCUCCGGGCGGCCCGUGCCUACGUGCAGGCCCUUGAGUCCAGCCUGAGCCCCGUGUCUCUGACGGCCCGGGAGCCGCUCAAGCUGCACGCUGUGGUCCAGGGCCUGGGCCCCACCUUCAAGCUCACCCUUCACCUGCAGAACACAUCAACAGCCCGCCCCAUCCUGGGGCUGGUGGUCUGCUUCCUGUACAACGAGGUGCUCUAUGCUCUGCCCCGGGCCUUCUUCAAGGUCCCAUUGCUGGUGCCAGGGCUCAACUACCCCCUGGAGACCUUUGUGAAGAGUCUUAGUGACAAGGGCAUCUCAGACAUCAUCAAGGUGCUGGUGCUUCGAGAAGGCCAGAGCACACCCCUGCUGAGUGCCCACAUCAACAUGCCCAUGAGUGAGGGGCUGGCAGCUGACUGACCCCAUGCUGGGGUUAAAGCCCCAGUGGAAUCAGAACCAGGAGGAUCCAGCCGCCUCCACUGUGCUGGGCAGAGUCCAUAGUCCCAGGUUCGCUCCCGUGCGGCACCACGCCAGGCUGCCGCCUCCCUCUCCUCUCCUCACGCCCCUCUCUCACUACCCCGACCACCGGGUGACCCGCAGCACAGGUCAGUGAGCUCCUUCCUCCUCAGGAAAACCCAGGUGCUGGCCCUGUGGGCUCCUGCCACUCUGCUCUUGUCCCCACUUACCCCCAGAAAGCAUCCCCAGGUCCAAAGGAAGAGUUCUGCAGCAGUUACGCUGAGAUGAGGGCAUAGGCCCCGCCUUCUCCUCUGCCACUCUCCUUGGGCACGUCUCUUUGCUGCUGCUGCAGAGUUGGCAGGGGCCUGGCCCCGGACAGUCAGAGGCUUUUCUUGGUGAGACUGAGCCCCCUGUUGCUCCCUGGGGUGCCAGAGGCUUGGCUGUUGCCAGCUCAGCUUGCAGGCAAAGCACGUGCUCUGAUCUCCCCCUCUUUCUAUUCAGGGGCCCCGGGAAUAGCUGCCUUCCCACAGGGGGCCUUUCUGAAGUCUUGGGCUCAGCCAAGGUCUCAGGCCUGUGAUGCUCCAUGAAGAUUGCCAAGGAAGAGGCUGGCACAGGAGGGCAGAGAGUGCCUGGGCAGGGAGCUAGGGGCCCGAGGAGAGGAAGGCUCAGCUUGACAGAGCAGAGGUGGGGUCAGGGCACACAGGAGGGGUGUCUCUGGGGUCCUGGGGAGGGGGCUUGGGAGGCAGAAGCCUAGAACUGCCCAACAAAAUGCUCUUCUAUGCCCUGGAGCCCAGAUCAGUCAGGUGAGUGGCAAGUUCACCGGGCAGUGGCCAUUAUGUGUGAGAUUUGCUGGAAAAGCGUAGGCCUUAGUUGAAUCAGGGAUUGAAUGAAGGUGCAUGUUAAGAUCUUAGGAGUCAGAGACACACAGUCUGGGCCCUUGGUGCCUCCUGGAGUGCCCUAGCCUGCCUGGCUGGCUGACCUGCCAGCUGUCUUUCAGGUCAGCGCUACCCAAGGCCGCCCUCAGCCAUUUGUAAGCCAGGAGUCCUGUUCGCUGAGGAAGGGCCUAUGCCUUCUGACCAGGUACAGCCUAGGCUUGGCAGACAGCUCAGGCUUGUGGGAAGUAACCAAGUUUCUGGUGUUUCCAUUUCCCCAAGUGUAAAAGGAGGCGGUUUGACUAGAUUCUGCUCUAAUAUCCUAGAGUUUGGCAGCCCCUCUAAAGAAACCAGGAGUCAGCUCCAGAAAGGGAAUACUUGGCAGGAAUAAGCACAGAACUUUUGCUCUUGAGACCAAGGGCCCCACAUUGAUGGAUUCUGCUAGACAACAGCCUCUGGGCUGGAAGCGGUGAGGGACAGCCCACAUCCAUGCUCUCCACAGGGAAAGCAUUUGGGGCGAGGUCAAGAGAAUUAAGGGGUCUGGACCAAAGCAAGAGCCCAUCCCCUCCUGUCUGCACGGUCCAGCCACUCACAAACAUAGACCAGUGAGGUCGGGGUGGCCUGGGGUUCCUCGAUCGAGCUGACUGAGGCUUGGGGGAAUGAGGAGGAAGUUCAGUAUGGAAAUGGAAAGACAGGUAGAGGGAGCGUCACUGUCAGUCAAAUUUCAACCAAACCUGAAGAUUUCAACCUUCCAAGAGAGCUCAUCGGAGAUGGAAGGCCCUGCCCCAGAAGGUAUCAAGCCCCUUGUCACUGGAGCUGUGUCACUGUGGUGAGGCCAGAUGACCUUACAGUCCCUUUCACCCCUGUGAAGUGAUGAACUGUGUGAACUCGGAACGAAGAAGUCUCAAUCGGGGUCUCCUCAUAGUUAUCCAUGAUGAUGCAAGUGGAGAAACGAUCCCGAGGCCCAAGCCCUAAUAUGAAUUUACAUGAUGUGA
This is a messenger RNA of Bubalus bubalis (water buffalo), 4482 nucleotides long. It is a transcript of the gene BBS1, whose product is annotated as Bardet-Biedl syndrome 1. Gene Ontology annotation, cellular component: centrosome; BBSome; axoneme. Lineage: Eukaryota; Metazoa; Chordata; Mammalia; Artiodactyla; Bovidae. Gene Ontology annotation, biological process: non-motile cilium assembly; protein localization to cilium. Gene Ontology annotation, molecular function: smoothened binding; patched binding. The coding region runs from base 708 to 2579 and encodes 623 amino acids. The record is from RefSeq and is a predicted model, not a curated record. The transcript has 18 exons.